AUGUCUUUGCAUGAUGAUCAUUGGGAGGAAAUAAUUCCUAACAAUAAUAACAAUACUCAUGAUGAUAAGAAUGAAGGUUGGAAUUCAAUUCCUGACGAAUUGUGGAUUGAAAUAUUUUCGUUUCAUUGUGAUUCGUUCCGAUCAGUGUUGAUCGAUAUUCCAUCUAUAUCUCGGAGGUUUUGCGAUUUGAUUUCUCCACCCAAGUUGGAUCAUUUGAUGAUGGCUUUUCAAAAGUGUCAUGAACAACAUCAGGAUUUGAAGAAUUCUUCUUCCUCUUCGGAUGAAAGUAGUAAUGGUAAUGCUCCAACAGAGAAAGUUAGUGGUUGGAGAAAGUUUUUCAGUUUUGUAAAGAAGAAAUCAAGUAAUAAUACUGUAAAUGAUGAGAAGAAUGUUGAUUUGGUUUCUCCUCCAAUGGAAAAUGUAAAUUCUAACGAGGAUGAAGUUCAGGAAAUGAUUAAGCAAUUAGAAAAAGAUUUUAAAGAAAUGAGUUUGGAAUGUGUAAAUACGGGUGGUGAUUUAUUGUACAAAAGAUUAUUGGAAUUACAAGAACUGAUCGAUUUUAAAGAGCUUGUUUUGAAACAUGGCUCGUUCAGGUCGGCUUUUGUACAAUCUGUCAUUGACGGUAUAAAAUUGAAUCCAGAGAAGUGUUUCAGAAGAGAAAUGAUCUAUCACGCUUCACAUAUUUUUAAAACUGAAGAAGAUUAUCAUUCAUUUAUUAGUAGCCACGAAGGAGAAAUAGAGAUGCAGAAGCACCAAUCAGAAAGUUGUGGAACAACCAUAUUGAUGACCGAUGAUUACUCUAGCUCAAGUGCUGGUAUCAAUUUAAUUUCAAAUCCAAUAUUUUAUGAUACUGGCGUUAAAUUUUACGAGUUUAGAGUGCACAAAAGUGGAAGAUAUGAUAAUUAUCUUAUUGGUCUGUGCCUCACUGAGGUAUUGGAAUUGGAUAGCAUGUUAAAGAAGACAUAUGAGCAAACUGACAAUUUAUCUUCUAGAUUUUUACUGGAAGAAGGGAAAACUUACGACCUCAAAUAUUAUGAUUAUUUUGGUUCCUCUAAUUCAAUCGGUUGGGCCUAUUAUAAUGAAGGAUUGUCUGUUUACUUUAAUGGGGGAUCUAAUUAUUCGGCACCCUCCUUCAGUUCCAAACUCUCAUAUCCAUGCGACUAUAAAGGUUGUGAGUAUGUUUUGGGAAUUUAUUUAGAUACUAAGAAUAUGAGAUUAGUAUUUGCAAAGAAUGGAGCAUUAAGUACUCAUGGAUAUGAUUUAAAUGCAUACUUUACAAAGCAUCCAAAAUUUAUGCAAAAAAAGCUUGCUCUUUAUCCAUGUCUUUCUAUGGGACACAAAUUUGAUGCUGUAACAUUUGAGACACGAAUUCCUCUGGCAACUAUGGUCACCAUUAGGAAUUUGGUUAAAUCAGUGAAAUUCAAUUAA
Molecule: messenger RNA, 1428 nt
Organism: Naegleria gruberi
Lineage: Eukaryota; Heterolobosea; Eutetramitea; Acrasida; Naegleriidae
Exons: 1
Coding region: 1-1428 (475 amino acids)
Source: RefSeq, a predicted model, not a curated record